AUGGAAGUGUUGUGCAUGGAACUCCAAGGUCGCUUGUGUAAGGAAGUUGAAAAGAUUGAUGGGAAAGCCAAGUUCAAAGUGGACAAAUGGGAACGUCGUGCUGGUGGUGGCGGAAUUUCAUGUGUUCUAGAGAAUGGUGAUGUUUUUGAAAAGGCUGGUGUAAACAUCAGUGUGAUAAGUGGGAACCUUAGCGCUCAAGCUGUGAAAGAAAUGCGUGCAAGCAUUAGUCUCUCUCACGCGCGCAAUUUAAAUUACUUCGAAGUUGAUUUGGGUAACAAUCGUAAAUGUUGGUGGUAUGGCGGCGGAGCAGAUCUAACUCCAUACUACUUAUUUAAUGAAGAUGCUAAACACUUUCAUGAGCAGUUAAAAUUGGCUUGUGAUCAACAUAACGAAUCGUUUUAUCCACGUUUUAAAAAAUGGUGUGAUGAUUAUUUCUAUCUGACACAUCGAGGUGAGACACGUGGUGUUGGUGGAAUAUUUUUCGACGAUUUAGAUGGUACCUCACAAGAAAAAGUAUUCAGUUUUGUAAAAUUUAUUGAUUGUUCCUUACUUAUAUCUUCUUACCUUUUAUUUGCCAGUGAAUGGCAGUUGGUAAGACGUGGACGUUAUGUUGAAUUCAAUUUAAUCUAUGAUCGUGGCACUAAAUUUGGUCUAGCCACUCCAGAAGCUCGUAUUGAAAGUAUUUUAAUGUCUUUACCACGUUAUGCUCAAUGGAACUAUUGUUAUGACAAUUCACAGGAUCCACGUAAUCAAUCACUCAUUGAGGUGCUUAAAAAUCCUAAAGAAUGGGUUUAA
Messenger RNA from Schistosoma intercalatum, 795 nucleotides. The record is from the annotation of a GenBank genome assembly. Lineage: Eukaryota; Metazoa; Platyhelminthes; Trematoda; Strigeidida; Schistosomatidae.